Molecule: messenger RNA, 842 nt
Organism: Cuscuta campestris
Lineage: Eukaryota; Viridiplantae; Streptophyta; Magnoliopsida; Solanales; Convolvulaceae
Source: the annotation of a GenBank genome assembly
CCACUUCCACGGGUACAGUCUAGUCCGAGUUUGUAAUCGGUAAACUAUCCCCAACGAGGGGAAAUGAGUUCCUCGGCUUCCUCGCCGCACCGUUCUCGCAGCGGCGAAAGACCCAGGUUCUUCGAUACAAUGGCCAAGAAUCUCUGCUGGGCAAAGGCUGAUAUUGUGCCCGGCCGUCAUCCAGAGAGGUGGCGCAAAGACGCCGCCGGAAACAUUGUUUGCAAGCGCUUCUGUAACUGUCAAGGCUGCCUCUGCUUUGAGUAUGAUCACAUCGUUCCCUUUUCCAAAGGUGGUGAAUCCACAUGGGAUAAUUGCCAGAUACUACAAACUAGAGUGAAUAGGUUCAAGUCAGACAAGGAUCAAGUUGAUCCAGCUCAGUUGAAGGGCUACUCUUGUGACAUUAAUUUUACCGAUAAGGAGCUGGAUAUAAUAGAGAUGGCUGUUUAUGGGGACGUGAUUAGGCCCGGAAAAGAGUGCCGUUGCAGAACGGUUGCUGAAAUGCUUGGCACAUACAAGUCUAAAGACAAAUUAGCUGCAUGUAAGCUUCCCCAGACAGGUGAAUGAAUCCACUUCCAGAAAAUUGCAUCUUCAAUCAAAACCAUAUGACGCUCUUGCAAAUUACAUUCUUUGGUUCUCAAUCUGCCUUCUUGUGUCUUGAGGUGAGAUCAGGAUACCAUUAUUUGUACACACUAUAAUACUUCCUCUCUCUUUAGAGAAUGCAAUGAGUGAUGGUUUAACACUAUAUAUUCACUCGCAUUUCAUUAUGUGGUGAUUUAUACAUAAAAGAAAAAUCGCCUUGUGGGUUUUUGUUAGAUUCGUCUUAAUAUAAAUUCAUGUAAUAU